This is a messenger RNA of Lotus japonicus, 956 nucleotides long. Its product is annotated as FCS-Like Zinc finger 15-like. The transcript has 2 exons. The coding region runs from base 181 to 633 and encodes 150 amino acids. The record is from RefSeq and is a predicted model, not a curated record. NCBI's taxonomy places the organism in Eukaryota, Viridiplantae, Streptophyta, Magnoliopsida, Fabales, Fabaceae.
AUUUUGGUCUUCAAAUUUUCUUUCCAUCUUCCUUUUCUCUCUUCUUCUAGCUAUAGCUACUUAUUAUUAUGUGAUUUCAUCACAGCACUUUCCAUUCACCACCAUAGAAACCAAAGAGAAGGCCAAAAAAAUAUAAAAAAAUGAAGUGACAUAGAGAGUUUGAUUUUUUUUUUUUGAAAUAUGAUGGUGGGUCUGAGUGUGGUGUUGGAAGCACAGAAGGGUGGUGGUGUUAGCAAGGAGACACCCCAAGUGAUUAACAAAACCAUGAUGCUAAGCAGCAGCAGCAGCAUCAACAAACACUCUUCUUCUUCUUUUUCUUCUUCUUCUAUGUCCUGGAAUUCCCAGCACUCAGCUUUUCAAGAACCAGCUUUUCUAGAGCUCUGUUUUCUCUGCAGGAAGAGGCUGAUGCAAGGGAAAGACAUUUACAUGUACAAAGGGGACAGAGCUUUCUGUAGCGAGGAGUGCAGGUGCAAGCAGAUUUUCAUGGAUGAGGAAGAGACUGUUCAGACAGAAAACUGCUCCAUGGCUGCAAUGAGACCCACAUCCUCUGCCUCCUCCUCUGUUUCUUCUUCUUCUUCAACUCCUCAUCGUAAGAAAGGAUCAAGAAACAGAAGGGGUGGUUUUGCUUACUGAUGAGGAGAGGAAGGAAGCUACUAAGCUUAGAGUAGAGAAGAGAGAAAAUACAAAAAUGGGGGGUCUUUGUUUUUUUGGAAGCAAUAUUCCAGUUUUACCCAUGCUUUAUGUUGUAAUAAGUAAUAACCUCCUAGUGUUUUGUCCUUUUGCUUCCUAGUAUGAAGCCAAAAUGUCCUCUCAACUUUUAGUUUUAUGUCAUGGGGCUCCAUUCUCCAACCUGUUGGCUAUAAACCUGUUAGUUCUGGUGCAUUGCAUUUAAGUGCUUUUCAUUAUUGCCCAGAAACUAGAGACAUUUCAUAAUAUAUGAUGUGUUUUUAGAUUUA